Molecule: messenger RNA, 4939 nt
Organism: Sarcophilus harrisii (Tasmanian devil)
Lineage: Eukaryota; Metazoa; Chordata; Mammalia; Dasyuromorphia; Dasyuridae
Gene: TIMELESS
Product: timeless circadian regulator
Exons: 29
Coding region: 1012-4605 (1197 amino acids)
Biological process (GO): replication fork arrest; DNA repair; DNA replication checkpoint signaling
Cellular component (GO): replication fork protection complex
Molecular function (GO): DNA binding
Source: RefSeq, a predicted model, not a curated record
GGAGGAGAUUCGCGCAUGCGCGGCGGCGCGCGGUCUGUCCAGGAGGAGGAGGUUCGCGCAUGCGCGGAAGCCUGUGGUCGCUCUUCUUCCUGCUAGUAUUUCUCUGCUGAGGAGCAGGGGAGAAAUCCGGACGGAGGAUGAGGGCGAGCUAGUUCAUUUCUUGACCUAGGUGGGGAAAGGUUUGGAGGAGCAAAGGUGAACCCCAGAAAUCCACAGUCUGUUUUCUCUUGUCCCAGCAGCUUUAAAGUGCCUGCUUGUGAGCCAGGUCGGUUCCUGGGACUGAGGAGAAGUCUCACAGCCCAGUAGGCGCCUGCUAGGUGCCUCCAACUACAUGCUAGGGAAGGCCAAGAGAGGCAAGAAGCCCCUGACUUCCGGGAGCGAACAAUCCAAGGGGGGAGGGGGACGGCGCGCCCACAACACUGCAGGAUACAGAGAGGGUCAAACUGAAAAUAAUAAAAGAGAAGCCCCUAGCACUAAGGACAGAGAGGGAAGGAAGAGGCUUAAGAAAGACUUCUUCUUGUAGGUGGGAUUUUAGUUUAAUAAAUGCUUAUUUGGGGCACAAUCAAUGAAAAUUCCCUGAAUCAGGCGAGGGAGUCUUUAACUGAAAGGAGACCAGUGUUCCUGGAAAGGAUUUGGGGCUGGGAGGUAAGGAGGAUGAUAGUGACAGAGCAUAAAACUUGUCUCACUUCAUCCAGAUUCAGAUUAAGGAUUUAUAGACAUUUUGGAGGGGUCCCUGCAGGAACGUCUGAUCACACUCCUUUCCCUUUCAGUCCUCAUCUUUUUGCUAUAUCAGUCUCCCUAUAACGUUACUGUUUAUGAUUGUAUAACUUAGCUUUUAUCAUGCCAUUCUCCUGUGGGGAAAAAUUUCAGCGGAUACACAAUCCAAACUCCUUAACAUAAGCAUUCAAAGAGGAAACAUUGUAGAGUGAAAGGAAGCUGAAUUUAUGGCUUCCCCAUUGUCAACUGGCCUUCUCUCUCUCCUGGCUCAGCUAUUGAUUUGUAGACUUGCACAUGAUGAACUGUGAACUUCUAGCUACGUGCAGUGCCCUUGGGUAUCUUGAAGGAGAUAUUUACCACAAAGAGCCAGAUUGCUUAGAGAGUGUGAAGGAUUUGAUCCGCUACCUGAAGUAUGAGGAUGAGACCCAUGAUGUGCGGCAGCAACUAGGAGCAGCCCAGAUCCUCCAAGGGGAUCUUUUGCCCAUCCUCAUCCAGCACCGCCAGGACAAGCCGCUCUUUGAUGCUGUUAUCAGGCUUAUGGUCAACCUGACACAGCCUGCCCUGCUCUGCUUUGGCAAAGUUCCUCAGGAUCCCAGCUUCCGGCAUCAUUUCCUGCAAGUGUUAAGCUACCUACAAGCCUACAAAGAAGCCUUUGCCAAUGAGAAGGUCUUUGGGGUUCUCAGUGAGACACUCUAUGAACUAUUGCAGCUGGGCUGGGAGGAGCGUCAGGAAGAAGACAACUUGCUAAUUGAGCGGAUUCUUCUGCUGGUUAGAAACAUUCUCCAUGUCCCAGCUGACCCAGAUCAAGAAAAGAAUGUCGAUGACGAAGCCAGCGUCCACGACCAACUGCUCUGGGCCUUACACCUCAGUGGCUUUGACGACCUGAUGCUCUUCUUGGCCAGCUCUGCGUCUGAACAGCAGUGGAGUCUACAUGUGGUAGAAAUUGUUUCCCUCAUGUUCCGGGACCAGAAUCCCGAGCAGCUGGCCGUGGCCGGGCAGGCACGCUCAGCACGUGAGCAGGGUGCUGACAUGGCCGAGCUGGAAAUUCUGCGGCAGAGGGAGAUGGCAGAGAAGAAGAACCGGGCCCUUCAGCGGAGCAGCAGACAUUCUCGUUUUGGGGGAUCCUACGUUAUCCAGGGGCUGAAAUCCAUUGGAGACAGGGACGUUGUCUUUCAUAAAAGUCUACACAAUUUUCAAAGUUAUAGCCCAGAUGUGGGUAAAGAUACUCGCUAUGUGCCCCGACGCCGUCAGCUGGCCCAGGAGCCCACCUUCCAGCGCCGUUCAGCCCUUAAUGUGCGCCUUUUCCUGCGGGACUUUUGUUCUGAGUUUCUGGAGAACUGCUAUAACCGCCUCAUGGGCCUAGUCAAGGACCACCUGCUCAGGGAGAAGGCACAGCAGCAUGAUGAGACUUACUAUCUGUGGGCAUUGGCCUUCUUCAUGACCUUCAACCGUGCCUCCAAUUUUCGACCUAGCUUGGUUUCUGAGACUCUCAGUGUCCGAACUUUCCACUUCAUUGAACAGAACCUCACUAAUUACUAUGAGAUGAUGCUAACUGAUAGGAAAGAAGCUGUCUCUUGGGGUCGCCGAAUGCACCUAGCCUUAAAGGCCUAUCAGGAACUUCUGGCCACAGUGAACAAGAUGGACACGUCUGAGGAUGAAGCAGUGAGAGAGAGUAGCCGCAUCAUUAAGAAUAAUGUCUUCUACAUAAUGGAAUACAGAGAAUUAUUCCUGACUCUCUUUCGGAAAUUUGAUGAGACACGCCAGCCCCGCUCUUAUCUUCGUGACCUGGUGGAGACAACUCAUCUCUUCCUUAAGAUGCUGGAGCGUUUCUGCCGAAGCCGUGGAAAUCUAAUAGUGCAGAACAAAAGAAGGAGAAGGAAGAAGAAAAAGAAGGCACCCACUCAAUCCCCAGCCGCUGCUGGUCAAGUUCCCUACCGCCCAGAGGAUGCAGAGGAUGUGUGGCCAUCCCUCGCUGAGCAGCUGAAGCAUUGUGCCCAGAAUUCGGAGCUCACUCUGGACUCUGUGGUUCCCUUUGAUGCGGCUUCAGAGGUGCCAGUAGAAGAGCAGCGGACAGAAGCUAUGGUGCGGAUCCAGGAUAGUCUCCUGUCUAGUCAGGCUGCUGAGGCCCUGGCCCUCCUUCGGUCAGCCAGAGAAGUAUGGCCAGAAGGGGAUAUAUUUGGUUCCCCAGAUUUUUCCUUAGAUGAAGAAAUUGAACUGCUAAGACAGAUAUUCUCUGCCCCACUUCCCCGGCAGCAGGAGCCUGAAGAACAAGGUGGGGAGGAGGAAGAAGAAGAGGAAGAAGAAGAAGAAGAAGAGUUGCAAGCUGUCCAAGUUUUGGAGAAGGAGUUUAACUUCCUAGACUACUUAAGAAGAUUUGCCUGUUCAGCUGUUGUCAAAGCCUAUGUACUACUGCUGCAGAGCUACCAGAAGAACACUCCCCAUACCAAUCACUGUGUGGUUAAGAUGUUACACCGACUGGCCCACGAUCUCAAAAUGGAAGCCUUGCUCUUCCAGAUUUCCCUCUUCAGUAUCUUUAAUCGGAUAUUUAGUGACCCUGCUUCUGGAGCCUAUAAAGAACUGGUCACGUUUGCCAGAUAUGUGCUGGCCAAGUUCUUUGCGUUAACUGAAGUCAAUCGCAAAGCCUUUGUGGAACUUCUCUUCUGGAAGAACACAGCUGUUGUGCGGGAGAUGACUGAAGGCUAUGGUUCCCUGGAUGCUGAAUCUUCUAACCGAAAACCCUCCAAGUGGAGCCCAGAGGAGGAGAAACAGCUACAGGAGCUGUACCUGGCCUACAAAGAUAUAGAAGGAGAGGAUGUGAUAGAUGCCAUCUUGACCCGCCUGACAACUACGACUCAUUCUCGAAAGCAAGUCAUUCAAAAGUUGGUUGGACUUGGACUGGCUGACAGUGUCAAGGAUUUCCAAAGACAAAGGAAGGGGACCCGCUUGGUUUUAUGGACAGAAGAGCAAGAAUUAGAACUUCAGCGACUCUUUGAAGAGUUCCAGGGUUCUGAUGAUGUCUUGGGUCACAUCAUGAAGAACAUCACAGCUAAGCGCUCACGGGCCCGGAUAGUGGAAAAAAUUCUGUCCUUGGGGCUGGUUGCAGAGCGGCGGGAGCUGUAUAAGAAGCGCCGGAGGAAGCCUGCAACUACCAGUCUUCUGGAUGGAAAGGAUCCUCUGACAGACCCUGACCAGGAGGAUCCGGAGGAAGAAGAGGAGGAGGAUCCACUGCUGGAGGAGGAUAGUGAGGAGGAUGAAGAAGGCCCAGGGGCUGAAGCAGCCCAAAACACCCGAGGCCAUAUAUCCCAAAGCCUUAGGCAGAUCCUGCAAGAGGAAGACUUCUCUGCCCCUAUUCAGUGGCUCCAGAAUUGCCUGAUUCGAAUAGCUGAAGACCGGGAGGUAGAUGGCUGCAGCCAGGCAGUGCCCUUGGUGCCUCUGACAGAGGAGAAUGAAGAUGCAAUGGAGAAUCGGGACUUCCAGAAGCUGUUGAGAAAGCUGGGGAUUCGGCCUCCAGCCUCAGAACAGGAAUCUUUCUGGAGAGUUCCAGCCAAGUUGAGUCCUGCACUGCUGCGGAGGGCGGCAGCUUCUUUGAGCCAAGCAAGGCCUGAGAUACAGUCUGCAGAGUGCCCAGAGCAGGGGCCCAGGAAGGAGAAGCCUGCACAAGUCCCGGGAUCCCCUGUGACGGCCAAAAAACGGAAGGUUGCUCUAGAGUCAGCAGAAGGAAAAGCUGAGGAGGAGCCAUCGAGUUCUGGGUCCCAGAAGCUUCAACUACUAGACAGUGAUGGAGAGCAGAAGGAUGAAAAUGAAAGCAAAGAUACUGAUCCAGACUCCCCUGAGCCCCCGAGGAUCCACAAGAGGAGAAGGUUUCUGAUUGAGGAUGAAGAUGACUAAGAAGCUUUGGUGUGACAUGGGAGGGUGCCCCAGCACUGGUCCCCACAGCUACCUCCCAGGAGCAGCUCCGAAUUGCUGGGGCAGAUUGGCAAAGGGGACAGUGGGUGUGUCCUUUGUUCCAGUUUCCUAGGGUAACAGGCUCUGCCCUUUUCUUGCCCUUGGUUAUCUGCCUUGGCCCAGCUUUGGAACUUUGAGGUGGGAGUAAGAGAGGCAAUUUAUAGAUACUUCUUGUUUUGUGCUUUAUUAUGAAAUUAAAGCAGUAAAUAAAAACCUGUUUCUGUUGACCCGAAUCUCAACACAUUUUACUCUUUGUCCAGGCUUCCACAUAUAUCUU